This is a messenger RNA of Rhagoletis pomonella (apple maggot), 2333 nucleotides long. Its product is annotated as GATA-binding factor A-like. Gene Ontology annotation, biological process: cell fate commitment; negative regulation of transcription by RNA polymerase II; positive regulation of transcription by RNA polymerase II. Gene Ontology annotation, molecular function: zinc ion binding; DNA-binding transcription factor activity, RNA polymerase II-specific; RNA polymerase II cis-regulatory region sequence-specific DNA binding. The record is from RefSeq and is a predicted model, not a curated record. Lineage: Eukaryota; Metazoa; Arthropoda; Insecta; Diptera; Tephritidae.
UCUCCCAUUACGCCACAAUCUUCACCCAGUGAUUAUCAUUCCCAAAUUCAAAGCCAACUGCCGCGUUCAGCGUACAGCAACCACCUGCCGUUUGGUCAGUCGACGGCUAGUGCGACACAACAACAACCGCUCUCAACAAAAAUGUAUCACUCCAGCGCCGGCUAUCCCGAUCUUACGGGCGGCGCGGCUGGCAAUAGUAGCUACCACCACCAACAGGCUAUGAAUGCGCCAGUCUAUGUGCCUUCCAAUCGCGCACUCACCCAAAGCCAAUACAAUCAUGUUGCGGCCCAUUUUGGCACCGCCGCAGCGCAGAACGCCUGGACCACCGACAGUUUUGGCACUGCGCAUGCCCAACUGCCAGCGCAAUUCUAUUCGAUGGGCUCGUGGCGCGCAGCCUACGAUCCUACCGGCUUUCAGCGCUCAUCCCCCUACGACAAUGCAAUUGACUUUCAGUUUGGUGAAGGACGUGAAUGUGUCAAUUGUGGUGCAAUCAGCACACCGCUUUGGCGACGCGACGGCACCGGCCAUUAUUUGUGCAACGCUUGCGGCCUCUAUCACAAGAUGAACGGCAUGAAUCGGCCGCUAAUCAAACCGAGCAAGCGACUGAUUUUAUCCUUGCAGACGGCCACAAGACGGCUGGGACUGUGCUGCACCAAUUGCGGUACGCGCACCACAACGCUUUGGCGGCGCAACAAUGAGGGUGAACCGGUGUGCAACGCCUGCGGACUCUACUUCAAGUUGCAUGGGGUCAAUCGGCCUUUAGCGAUGCGCAAGGAUGGCAUACAGACGCGCAAACGUAAGCCGAAAAAGUCCAACAGCUCGGCGGAUGUAUCAAAGGAUGGCAAAGAUGAUGACUCGAAGUCCUCACUCGCUUUGGAACGCCACAGCCUGCCUUCGUCUGUUGCGCUCACCGCCAAGCUGCAGUCCGAUUUGAGCCUGAAAGCCAACAGCAGUCUUAACAACUCACUUGCGGCCAUGAGCAGCGCUGUCGGUGGCAGCGGUAGUAUUAACAACAACAACUCCUUGCACAAUCUCAGCUUAAGCGCUCUCAGCGCCUCGCCAUCUUCCAGUAGCUCAUUGCACAACACACUCAGCCAUCACAUGCAUUUGUCGUCCGCAGCCGCGCAGCAGUCCCGUCAUUCCACCAUCUCGCAUACGCAUUCACACGCGCACGCGCAUGCCCACUCCUCCGCCGGUAGCACACCCACCGUGCACUCAGCCUCCACUGCCUCGUCGCUCAACUCAAACCUAUAUUCGCCGCAAAGCAAUGCAAGCAGCGCACAACUCUCCGCCUCCAGCUUCGGUUCGCACAGCAUCUCAAAGUACGAACACCUACUUGCGUCCGCUGGCAGCGGCGGCGGUGGCGGAGGUGGUGGUGGUGGUGGUAGCAUUGGCAAUCUCAACAACUCCUCCCCCAGCGCUGUCUCCCUAUCUAAUGGUAUUUCUGCCGGCACGCCAAGUCCCAGCUAUCAUCAUUCGGCGGCAGCGGCCGCGCAUCUGCAUCAUCAUCAUCAUCAUGCCGCGGCGGCGGCUCACCAUGCUGCUUCACAACACUCCGCGGCCGCUUUGGGUCAACACAGCGGCAGCUCGCACAUCGGCAGUGGCUCUGGUGACUCAACCACUGGUGGCGUUGGUGGUUAUAGUGUAAAGUCCGAAGCAAAUGCCAGUAAUUAUGAUUAUGUGAGUAACUGCUACUUCAGCGGCUCGUUUGCGCCCUUGAGCGCCUCCUCGGCGGCAGCUGCGGCUGGCAGCAGCAUGGGCAUGGGUAUGGGUGUGAGCGUCGGUAUGGGCGUUGGAAUGCAUGGCAUGCACGGUUCGGCCAGCGAAAUGGCCAGUUAUCACCAUCAGCACAAUGUCAUCCAGGCAGCCAAGUUGAUGGCCACAUCGUAAGGGUGAGCAAGGACUGAUGACUAGAUACAUACUCCGCAGUGAAGAUUCUAAAAAAAGUUUAACAAAAAGUAUCAAAAUACAACUUAGAUAUGUAUGUGGUUAAAAAGUAACUAAAUUUUAUAUAUGUAUGUAACUUUAAUUUUUUUUCUAAAUAGGUACUCUGAAUAUAAUUGUACAAAAAUCAUUUAAGCAACCAAAAUCGUUUAAGUUUGUAAAAAUGUUACCGAUAUAAUCAAUGUUUGCCGCCAUGGUUUUUAAGCAUCUCAUCUCGUUUUACUUAAUAAGAAAAAUAAAAUUAAUGACCUAGAAUCUCUCUAUACAUAUGUAUGUAUGUGUGUAUUUAACUUGAAAUAAGUCUGUAUUGAAAUUGUAAUUAGUGAAGGUCUAACUUAAGACCUGACUUGACUUAAAUUAAAUAAAUACGUAAUUAUAUGUAAGUGGAA